This is a messenger RNA of Populus euphratica (Euphrates poplar), 641 nucleotides long. RefSeq lists its product as uncharacterized. The record is from RefSeq and is a predicted model, not a curated record. Lineage: Eukaryota; Viridiplantae; Streptophyta; Magnoliopsida; Malpighiales; Salicaceae. The coding region runs from base 40 to 636 and encodes 198 amino acids. The transcript is spliced from 4 exons.
UUCAACUCUCUUACUGCGUGUCUAGGUUGCUCUACAAUUAUGGGAAAGAUCAAGAUUGGUGGAAUGAAGAUGAAGAUCAUGGAAUCUCUGUACCGACUCUUGCACCUCAUAACAUCACUGCUGCCAUCAAAAUUGCCAGCUUCUCCUCCUAAUAUUGACGACCUGGGAUCGCAAUCAUCGCAACCCCUUCCUUGUUCUUCUAAUACCACCUCAGAAUCACAAUCACCACCAGGAGGGCGACUGCCUCUAACCAUCAACGAAUCACUGCGAAACAAUGUUCUUGACGCGAAGCCGGACUUGGAAACCGAAUUAAGGAAGACACUCCUGAGUUUGUGCUUCACAGCAGCAAUUCAAAUCACGAUUCAGUACGGACAGGUUGCUGAAUCUGAAAUCCACUACUCCAUCAAUGUGAUCUCCUUAGCUAUAGCAGCUAUUUUUGCUUCUCUAUUCGUUUCACAGUUUAUUGGCAAAAAGAUUCCGACUGCGUCCACAGUGUUGGAGAAAGUUGCUUUCUUCCUAGCGGCCACAACGUUUUCCUUCGCCAUAGCAACUCCAUUCGCUCUUGGCAUCAAAUGUGCUAUAUGGGCAGUCUAUAUCAUGGCGUUGAUCGCUAUUGCCAUCUGCAAUUGCCUCUAGGCGGU